Drosophila ficusphila is the source of this 881-nucleotide messenger RNA. RefSeq names its product trypsin alpha-like. Bases 9 to 809 code for a protein of 266 amino acids. Gene Ontology annotation, biological process: proteolysis. The record is from RefSeq and is a predicted model, not a curated record. The transcript has a single exon. NCBI's taxonomy places the organism in Eukaryota, Metazoa, Arthropoda, Insecta, Diptera, Drosophilidae. Gene Ontology annotation, molecular function: serine-type endopeptidase activity.
ACUUCAACAUGUUUCUGUUGAGUUUGUUCUUAGUCCUGGGAGUUGCGCUCCUGUCGGCAGGACGUGUUCCCCCACCGGAUCAGCGGAUCGUUUGUGGUUUUGAAGAGGACAUAGUGUCAUCGCCUUGGCAAGUGUAUUUGCACAUAAAUUCGUCGUCUUGUGGUGGAGUCCUAUACAAAGAUAACAUAGUUUUGACGGCUGCACACUGUAUGGAAGGGUCUAAAGCUGCUGAUGUAUCAGUGUACUACGGCUCUUCGAAAUGGCAAUUGGGCCAAGUGACCAACGUGUCAGAAGUUAUAGUUCACGAGGAUUAUAACCGCACGAAGAACAAUGGCAGUUUUGCCAAUGAUAUUGCAGUGCUCGUCCUGAGUUCGCCUAUUCCUCUGACAACUUCUGCCAAAACCAUCGACUUGGCCAGCGAAACUCCUCGGGCAGGAAGUUGGGCUCUUACCACUGGUUGGGGACAAAUUGUGGAUAGUAUUAACGGUUCUUAUCCCGAAACUUUGAAGGGAACCUACGUCUUGAUCGAAGACCACGAGAGUUGCAGAAAAGCCUAUGACAAGAAAUGGGCAUGUAUGCAAUCAAAUACCACCACUGUAACCAACGAAAUGGUUUGUGUCCAUGGUAAAAAUCAAGGACCUUGCAGAGGUGACUCCGGAGGUCCUUUGGUUAGCGUUCCCGAUAAGCAGCUGAUUGGCAUCACUUCCUGGACAGUCCACUGUGGUCAUCCUUUCUUUCCGGACGUCUUUACGGAUGUAGUUGUGCUCAAGGAUUGGAUUCUAAGCACAGUUAGUCGCUUUAAUCAUUAAAAAUUUUUUGUUUGAAGGAACCAUAUCUAAAAUAUUUAAUUUUUUUUGCCAAUAAAUACGAUUUUGCUUCUA